Dibothriocephalus latus is the source of this 1023-nucleotide messenger RNA. Lineage: Eukaryota; Metazoa; Platyhelminthes; Cestoda; Diphyllobothriidea; Diphyllobothriidae. The record is from the annotation of a GenBank genome assembly.
AUGCGACAUCAGUCCAGCUGUGGAGGACCCUGCUCAGUUCGAGUACGUUCAGAAGGCACGCAGACUGUUCCUCACAUCUGGGAUUUUGAUGUCGGUCAAAGGUUUAGUUGCAGUGUUAUCGGCGUUGCUCUAUAUGAUGCCUUCAUGUGUGCAGUAGUUCUGCCCUGUGACCUCAUUUUAGCCCACCCGAACUUUAACAGAAAAGAACACUUCUUCCUUCUUAAUUUUCACAUUUUCUUCACCCCCAGUCGUGGAACUAUCAUGGCAAUUCUGCUAGCUCUCAAUACAUCGCUGUUGUACGUACGGAUCUGUCAUCCAUUGCAGGCCAAAACUCUGAAAGCCAACAUCUGCAAGGUGGUGCUGUUCCUUCUCCUUCUGAGUGCGUUUUGCAGCAUGGGCACCUUCUUUGCCUACACCCAUUUGUACGUCUCCAGCGUCUCGAAAACACCAGCAGCGUAUCGACUGCUAAAAUGCCUUUUCUUUGCCAUAUUCGUUGUCAGCAGUCUGGCUGCUAUCAUUAUGCACAUACUCAUUUUUCGUGAGCUGUUAAAGGUUCAUGUGCUGCCGAGGCCCAACAGCUGGGAGGCUCGUCCUUCUGGUGUCUUUGUGGGCCUGUGGAGAACCCGUAGUGUCCCAUUGUCAUCUGCGCGACGGACGGCCAUUCUUCGAACCAUAAGAAGCCUAUUCGGUAUUUCUUUCCUCUGUGUUUUGGACAUGACCUUCUAUCUCCUUAACCUACCACUCUUCUUGGUGCUCUUUGGCCUACUGAACAUGCACUUUUAUGUUCUGGCGCUAGCAUCCUGCGUUCAUAUGCUGAACCCACUGGUCCACAUUUCUCUCAGCUGGAAAGUACAUGAAGCAGCCGUCAUGCGAACACGUCGCAUUUUGAGUACACGCUUAUCCUCCAUGCUGCUGUCUUCGAUGGACUCAUCUCCUCCUAAUUCCAUUAAGCAUGAGGACAGAAAGCAGUCAAAUGAACCCCAAACUGCCGCGGGAGAAUCAUCUUCGCCUCCAGAAGUCUAA